This is a messenger RNA of Aplosporella prunicola CBS 121167, 4518 nucleotides long. RefSeq lists its product as uncharacterized. Gene Ontology annotation, biological process: xenobiotic detoxification by transmembrane export across the plasma membrane. Gene Ontology annotation, cellular component: membrane. The transcript has 3 exons. Gene Ontology annotation, molecular function: ATP hydrolysis activity; ABC-type transporter activity; ATP binding. The record is from RefSeq and is a predicted model, not a curated record. Lineage: Eukaryota; Fungi; Ascomycota; Dothideomycetes; Botryosphaeriales; Aplosporellaceae. The coding region runs from base 1 to 4518 and encodes 1505 amino acids.
AUGUCGUUCGCGGCCAUGGGCAACUUCGGCAAUGCCGACCACACCAUACACACCUCCGGCGUAGACGUGAACCAAGGAUUGAGCCCCGACCACAUCGAACCGAGCGACGAGAGGACUCUGCGCGACCACUCUCCCGCCCGCGGCGAGACAUCUAGCUCCAAGCCCGAGGAAAAGGCCGUCGAAGACGACAAAUCAUCCAGCUCAGACAGCAGCUCGGAGCAGGAACGCAUACAUCAGGUCCAUUCGCUCGCCAGACAGUACACCAAUCACUCCACAUACUCGGCCAUUGGCAAGAACCCUUUCACCGAAGCCGAGCCCAACUCUUCAUUGGACCCCAAUGGCGAGAACUUCAACGCCCGCGCUUGGGCCAAGGCCAUGCUCCACCUCGUCUCCCGUGACCCGGAGAAGUACCCUGAGAGGACGGCCGGUAUUGCCUACAAGAACAUGAACGUCUACGGUUUCGGCAACGCCACCGAUCACCAGAAGAGCGUUGGCAACGUCCUGCUGGAUAUUCCUGGCACUGUCCGCAGUUUGUUCAAGAUUGGACAACGCAGGAUCGACAUCCUCCGCGAUUUCGAGGGCCUCGUCGAGGCUGGCGAGAUGUUGGUUGUCCUUGGUCCUCCCGGUUCUGGAUGCACCACGCUUCUCAAGUCAAUUGCAGGCGAGACGCACGGUUUCGAGAUUGAGCCCGGCUCGUACAUCAACUACCAAGGCAUCUCAGCAAAGGAUAUGCACAAGAAUUUCCGUGGUGAGGCCAUUUAUACCGCCGAGGUCGAUGUCCACUUCCCCAACAUGACGGUUGGUGACACUCUUGCCUUUGCGGCCCGUGCUCGCGCCCACCGCGAACCCCCCGGAGGUGUUGACAAGUGGACUCAUGCGAAUCACAUGAGGGACGUCGUGAUGGCCAUGUACGGCAUCUCUCACACCAUCAACACUCGCGUGGGUAACGAUUUCAUCCGUGGUGUGUCUGGUGGUGAGCGGAAGCGUGUCUCCAUUGCCGAAGCCACCCUCUCGCAUGCCCCUCUCCAGUGCUGGGAUAACAGCACUCGUGGUCUUGACUCGGCCAACGCCAUCGAGUUCUGCAAGACCCUCCGCAUGCAGACCGAGCUGAACGGAUGCACCGCCUGCGUCGCCAUUUACCAGGCCCCCCAAGCAGCGUACGAUGUUUUCGACAAGGUCGCUGUUCUGUACGAGGGUCGUCAGAUUUACUUUGGCCGUAGCACCGAGGCCAGGGAGUACUUUGUCAACAUGGGCUUCGAGUGCCCCGACCGUCAGACGACGGCUGAUUUCUUGACGUCGAUGACUUCUGCUCGUGAGCGUGUCGUCCGUCCUGGCUUCGAGAACAAGGUUCCCCGCACUCCUGAUGAAUUUGCCGCCCGCUGGAAAGCGAGCCCUGAUCGUCAGCAGCUUCUGCAAAAGAUUGACGAGUACGACCGCAAGUACAGUAUCGGCGGCGAGUACCUCGAGAAGUUCAAGCAGUCGCGCAAGGCGCAGCAGGCCAAGAACCAGCGCCUGGCCUCCCCUUACACCCUGUCCUACGGUCAACAGGUCAAGCUGUGUUUGUGGCGUGGUUUCCAGCGUCUGAAGGGCGACCCCAGUCUCACCCUGUCGCAGCUCAUCGGAAACAUGAUCAUGGCUCUCAUUCUGAGCUCGGUCUUCUUCAACCUCCAAAUGACAACCGCCAGCUUUUUCUCGCGCGGUGCUCUUCUCUUCUUCGCUGUCCUCUUCAACGCCUUCGGUUCUGCCCUUGAAAUCCUGACUCUCUUUGCUCAACGUCCCAUCGUUGAGAAGCAUUCCAGAUAUGCGCUGUACCACCCAUCUGCUGAAGCUUUCGCAUCGAUGCUUACGGACAUGCCUUACAAAAUCGUGAACGCCAUCUGUUUCAACCUGAUUCUGUACUUCAUGACCAACCUGAGGCGUGAGCCGGGUGCCUUUUUCUUCUUCGUCCUGGUUUCGUUCACCCUCACCCUGGUCAUGUCCAUGCUGUUCCGUACCAUCGGAUCCGUCUCGCGCACGCUGUCGCAGGCCUUGGCUCCGGCUGCCAUUCUGAUCCUUGCUCUCGUCAUCUACACCGGCUUCACCAUUCCCACGCAGUACAUGCUCGGCUGGUCUCGUUGGAUCAACUACCUUGACCCGAUCUCCUACGGCUUCGAGUCGCUCAUGAUCAACGAAUUCCAUGAACGCAAUUACACUUGCUCCCAGAUGGUGCCUGCACUCCCCAAUGCACCUCUGGACAGCACAGUCUGCGCCCAGGUGGGCGGAAAGCCUGGCCAAACCUAUAUCAAUGGUGAUGCGUACAUUAACUCGUCCUACGAAUACUACCACGCGCACAAGUGGAGGAACUACGGCAUCCUCAUCGCCUUUGGGCUCUUCUUCAUGAUCACCUACCUCGCUGCUACCGAGUUCAUUUCGGCCAAGAAGUCCAAGGGUGAGGUCCUCCUUUUCCGCCGUGGCCAUGCUCCUGCCUCCGUCAAGUCCUCCCCCGUUGAUGAGGAGAGUGCCGGCGGCCAGUCGCAGGUCGCUGAGAAGAACAUCGACAAGGAUGCUAGUGCAAUCAUUGAGAGGCAAACGGCCAUCUUCCACUGGGAGGACAUGUGCUACGACGUCAAGAUCAAGACCGAGGACCGCCGCAUCUUGAACUGCGUCGACGGCUGGGUCAAGCCCGGUACCCUCACUGCGCUCAUGGGUGUCUCUGGUGCUGGUAAGACUACUCUUCUGGAUGUUCUCGCCACUCGUGUCACUAUGGGUGUCAUCACUGGUGACGCCCUUGUCGAUGGUCGUCCACGCGACGAUUCCUUCCAGCGUAAGACCGGUUACGUCCAGCAACAGGAUCUGCACCUCGAAACUUCCACCGUCCGCGAGGCUUUGACUUUUAGCGCCCUGCUGCGUCAACCUGCGCACGUCUCCAAGGCCGAAAAGCUGGAAUACGUCGAUGAAGUCAUCAAGCUCCUGGAAAUGGAAGAUUACGCUGGCGCUGUUGUCGGUGUCCCUGGCGAGGGUCUCAACGUUGAGCAGCGCAAACGUCUCACGAUCGGUGUCGAACUGGCCGCCAAACCUCAGCUGCUUUUGUUCCUUGACGAGCCUACUUCCGGUCUCGACUCUCAAACGUCCUGGGCUAUCUGUGAUCUGAUGGAGAAGCUCGCCAAGAAUGGCCAGGCUAUUCUCUGCACCAUUCACCAGCCGUCUGCAAUGCUCUUCCAACGCUUCGAUCGUCUUCUGUUCCUUGCCAGGGGCGGCCGCACCGUCUACUUCGGCGACAUUGGCAAGAACUCCAAGGUCUUGACCAACUACUUUGAGCGGAACGGCGCACACCCUUGCCCGCCCGCAGCCAACCCGGCCGAGUGGAUGCUUGAGGUUAUUGGUGCCGCCCCCGGUUCGCAUUCGGACAUCGAUUGGCCCGAGACGUGGCGCAACUCUGAUGAGUUUAGGGCGGUCAAGGCCGAGCUGGCCCAGAUGAGAGCUGAGCUCCCUCAAAAGAGCCAGCCCAGCUCAUCGGACGACCCGGCUUCUUACCGCGAAUUCGCCGCGCCCAUGACCGUCCAGAUCUGGGAGACGACCCUGCGUGUGUUCCAGCAGUACUGGCGCACGCCAUCUUACAUCUACUCCAAGCUUGCUCUGUGCCUCUUCUCUGCUCUCUUCGUUGGGUUUUCUUUCUUCAAGGCGAAGAACACGACGCAGGGCUUGCAGAACCAGAUGUUCUCUGUCUUCAUGCUCAUGACCAUCUUUGGAAACUUGGUGCAGCAGAUCAUGCCCAACUUUGUGGUGCAACGCGCGCUGUACGAAGUGCGCGAGCGCCCGUCCAAGACAUACUCGUGGAAGGCGUUCAUGCUGUCCAACAUUGUGGUUGAGCUUCCGUGGAACACGCUCGCGGCCGCCAUUCUCUACUUCUGCUGGUACUACCCCAUCGGGUUGUACCGCAACGCGGCGGAGACGGAUGCGGUCACGGAGCGCGGCGGCCUGAUGUUCCUGCUCAUCUGGGUUUUCCUGCUGUUCACGUCGACAUUUUCUCACAUGAUGAUUGCUGGCAUCAAGGACGCCGAGACCGGUGGUAACAUUGCCAACUUGAUGUUUAGUUUGACGCUGAUUUUCUGCGGUGUUCUCGCAACCAAGGAGCAGCUCCCCGGAUUCUGGAUCUUCAUGUACCGCGUCUCACCAUUCACGUACCUCGUGUCGGCAAUGCUGUCGACGGCCGUGGCCAACGCACCCGCCACAUGCGCCAGCAACGAAUACUUGCGCUUCCCGCCGCCCCAGGGCCAGACCUGCGGCGACUACCUGGCGCCGUACAUGCAGAUGGCGGGCGGCAGGCUGCUCGACGAAAACGCGCGCGACGAGUGCCAGUUCUGCCAGAUGACCGAGACCAACACGUUCUUGUCCCAGGUCGACAUUAGCUUCGACACGGCAUGGCGCAACUUUGGCAUCAUGUGGGCGUACAUCUUCUUCAACAUUGUCGUCGCCGUCUUUGUUUACUGGUGGGCGAGAGUGCCGAAGAAGAGCAAGUCGAAGCCGAAGACCGAGUAA